AUGGAUGAACAAGAAGAAUCUUGGUAUAUGGAUGAAGAUGAAGAAGAACUAUUUGAGGAGGUGGACGAAGAAAAUGGAGAUAGUGAUCUGUCGGGAAAUUAUUUAGAUGAUCUAGAAACUGUUGAAGAGGAUGAUGGUGAUUUUGAAGAUGUUUCAUUCGAGAAUGCAUUAUCCAUGAAGUCUAUAUCAUCAGAAAUAUUAUCAUGCUCCAUACCAGUUUUGAAACAAGCCUACUGGUUACUGAUUUUGAUACUUGUUUCAUGUCUUAUAUGGCGUGUUGUGCAAUUUUUACUGAACAGAUGUUUCCCUUCAAAUGGGAAAAUUAGCCGCACAUUUGUCGCAAUAAUCCUCCAUAUAUUUUCUAUUUGUCUUGGUUUGUUAGUUCUAUAUUAUGCUUCAUAUGACCUGUGGUGGAUUGUUAUUGGCCUUAUAAUAACCUUAACACUAUUAUUUACCAUAAAUAUUAACUCUGAUAUUUCUAAUUCACAUGGGGAAUAUACUAAUUGGGAAUUAUUUGUAACAAUUGGAAUUUGUUCAUCUGUUCAAUUAUACUGCGAAUUCUACAAAAAUCCUGUUAAAUGGCAUCAAAUUCGUGGCAGUAUAAUGAUAAUUAUUAUGAAAUGUAUAUCUUUUUCUAUGGAAAAUAAAAAUUUUUAUAAAACGGUCAAUAAAGAGCCUUGCUGCAUACUACUGUGGACACCAUUAUAUCGUGGAUUACUUUGGUUAUCCUAUUGUCUAUGUCCAGCUAGUUUAUUGUUUGGCCCAUGGUUUAAUCCAUUAAGAUAUGAAGAAAUGGUUAGGAACUAUGCUAUUAAUGAUAGACCUUUUUCUUUCAAAAAUACUAUGAUUUCACUUUUUCAGACAGCUAAAUUAUUUGGACUGUCUUUGUUAUAUUUAACUUAUUCGACUUGUUUCACUGAUACAUUAGCUUCGAUAUUGAAAUUGCAACCUUGGCUUCAUGCUUAUUUCGCAUCACAAAGUUUUCGUUUCAGUCAUUAUUUCACAUGUAUAUCAAGUGAAUCUUUCAUGGCAGCUUUAGGAUAUUGUGAUAAGUAUUCAAUAAAAUCAAACAAACAAGAAAAGACUAAAGAGAAGAACAAUUCAAAAGAUGUAUACAAACCUGUUAUGGUAACUCGUCCAUUGUUUAUUGAAUUUCCUCGGUCGUUAGUUGAAGUUGUUAUUUACUGGAAUUUGCCAAUGCAUACAUGGUUAAAACAAUAUGUAUACAAGCCGUUACGUCCAUAUGGACAUGUGUAUGCUAUAUUGGGAACGUAUACCGCUAGUUCAUUAUUGCAUGGCUUAAAUUUUCAACUUAGCGCUGUUUUAUUCUCUAUUGGAAUCUAUGCAUAUAUUGAAUAUGUCUUUCGGGAAAAACUGACCAAGAUUCUAGAUGCAUGUAUUGCCAGUCGUCCAUGUCCUGAAUCCUGUUGUCAUAGUAACAAGAAUUCAUUCUGGGUAUAUUGGUGUAAUGUUGCCUUCAGUUGUUUGGCUAUAUUUCAUUUGGCUUAUUUAGCUGUAAUGUUUGAUACAAGUGAACAACAAUUUCAGGGCUAUAAUAUGUGGCAUACUAUGAAUAAAUGGUACAAUCUGGGAUUUCUCAGUCAUAUUGUAGCCUUUGCAAAUUUCUUAUUUUACUUAUAUUUAUAA
Molecule: messenger RNA, 1647 nt
Organism: Schistosoma rodhaini
Lineage: Eukaryota; Metazoa; Platyhelminthes; Trematoda; Strigeidida; Schistosomatidae
Source: the annotation of a GenBank genome assembly